Messenger RNA from Coturnix japonica (Japanese quail), 3582 nucleotides. RefSeq names its product synaptonemal complex protein 1 (gene SYCP1). The record is from RefSeq and is a predicted model, not a curated record. Gene Ontology annotation, cellular component: synaptonemal complex; male germ cell nucleus; central element. Gene Ontology annotation, biological process: chiasma assembly; meiotic DNA repair synthesis; synaptonemal complex assembly. Gene Ontology annotation, molecular function: double-stranded DNA binding. Lineage: Eukaryota; Metazoa; Chordata; Aves; Galliformes; Phasianidae.
ACAUUACUGACCCGUCCGAAGCCAUGGAGAAAGGAAAACCCUUUAAAUUGUUCGUGCCGCCUCGCCUGAGCGGCGGGCAGGUGUCUGCAGUCAAACCCCAGACCAGCGCUCGGGCCACAGAGCCGUGCCAGGGUUUUAACAAAUGCCCAAGUGAUGAUUUUAAUUCACCCUUUGUAAUGACAACUGCAGCAAGCCAUGGUGAAAUCACUGAUAAAGAUGCAAUUUCACAGCAAGCCAAACUUUGCUCUGAGGUGGAUGAAGAGAAUAUGGAAACGAUGAAUGAGUUGUAUUCAAAACUGUACAAAGAGGCUGAGAAGAUCAAGCGAUGGAAACUGGCUGUAGAGUCAGAACUAAAGCAGAAGGAAAGGAAGUUUCAAGAGAAUAGGAAGAUUAUUGAAGCACAGCGCAAAGCCAUCCAAGAACUGCAGUUUGAAAAUGAAAAGCUCAGUCUGAAACUGGAAGAUGAGAUAUGUGAGAAUAAAGAUCUUUUAAAAGAAAACAGUGCUUCAAGACACCUGUGUAACCUACUGAAAGAAACCUGCAGUCACUUCACAGAGAAGUCCACCAAAUAUGAACAUGAAAGAGAAGAAACAAGACAGCUAUAUGAGGAACUUAAUAACAACAUUGAAAAAAUGAUAGUGGCAUUUGAAGAGCUUCGUGUGCAAGCAGAGAACUCCAGACUGGAAAUGUGUUUCAAACUAAAAGAAGCAGAAGAAAAAAUGGACAACUUUGAAAGAGAAUACAAGCUAGAAGUCAGUGUGAAAGAAAAACAGAUUUCAGCUCUUACUGUAAGGUGUAAUGAAAAAGAUGAUGUAAUAAGAGACAUCAAGACUCACCUGCAGGAAUCAAAAAAUAAGAUUGCGGACUUGGAAGAAGCAAAAAGACAUGAAGGGGAAAUGUUAAAGGAAUCUCAGCUCAAUCAAGAAUAUUUGAAGGCAGAACUGGAAGAAGCUAAAAAUUCAUUGCGAAAAACAGAGGCUACUCAAGAGAGCCUGGAAACUGAACUGCAGAGUACGGUGAAAGCAUUAAUUCAGGUCACACAGGAGAAAGAUACACAGAUGGAAGAAUGUAAAGAAGCAAAGGCUUUGCAUGCAUCCAUGAUAGAAGAGCUCAAGACUUCUGCUUGCAAUUUAAAAAGCUUGCUGGAAGAAGAACAAAAUAGAUUGAAGAAAUACGAAGAUGAGUCAAAACUGCUUAUGCUGGAGCUCACAAAUAAGUCUGCUGAGCUUGAAGAGAUGACUAAACUGAAAUGUGACAAAGAAAUGCAACUUGAAGAGCUGUCUGAAACACUGGGAAAAGCUGAAGAACUUCUAGCAAAGAAGAAAGAUCUUGAGGCUACUGUUGAAGAAUUGCAGGAGAGAGAAAAAGAAAUGAAAAAUAUUCUUCAAGUUAGAGAGAAAGAAAUGUGUGAUCUGAAAGUACAGCUGACUUGUUCAGUUGAAAAAGAGCAAAAUUAUUUGAAACAACUUACAACACUGAAUGCAGACCUUGAACGAGAGGCACUAAAGAAUGAGCAACUCACAGUGAAUAUCAAUACACUGUUAAUAGAAAAAGAACAAAUGGCACAAGAGAAAAGUAAUAUGGAUACAGAGAUCAAGAAACUGCAAGCAAGUCAUGAGGAUCAAAGGGAAAAAGAAGAAAAUACAAAGCAGUUAGUAGAACACCUGGAAGAAGCAAAUGGUCAACUAAGAAAUGAACUGGAGUCUUUGAAAGAGAAGAUGGCAAAGAAAGGCGAAGAGGCUAAAAGCAAACUGGAUGAAAGUGAAGAAAACACUAAGAGUAUUGAAAAUGAAAUUUUGAAAAAGGAAAGACAGUUGAAGAUGCUAGAAAAUAAGCUGAAUACUAUGAAGAAACAGGUGGAAAAUAAAACAAAGUGCAUUGAAGAGUUACAACAGGAAAAUAAGGUACUGAAGAAGAAAAUGACUGCAGAAAGCAAGAAAACAAGUAGUUAUGAAGGGAAGGUGAAUAAGCUACAGUUAGAGAUGGAAAAUAUGAACAAGCAACACAAGGCAGCAGUUGACAUUUAUGAAAGAGAAAUUGAAGCAAAAGGAGUAACUGAAAAUAACUUACUUGAAGAGGUAGAAAAAAUGAGGUUACUUGCUGAUGAAGCAACAGUAGCACAGAGAGAAACUGAUAUCCGAUGUCAACACAAGAUAUCUGAAAUGAUGGCACUUAUGGAAAAACACAAGCAUGAGUAUGAUAAAAUGGUUGAAGAAAAAGAUACAGAGUUAAAACUAUAUAAGAUAAAAGAGCAAGAGCAGUCAUCGUUGAAAAGAGCUUUGGAAAACGAACUAUCAUGUUUAAAAAGUGAACUGUCAUCCCUUAAGGAACAGCUUAAAGCAGAAAUUGAAAACAAGGAGAAUCUUGCAAAAGAAUUCUACAAAAAUAGGGCUCCUGAAACUGAAAAGGAAGACAAGAAAAUACAAACUCAUUUUGUUGGUACUCCUAAACCUCAUUUAGAUCAAGACUUUGCAUCUAUUAAUGCAAAAAAAGUAUUCUCACAGAGUGAUAUUCCGAUAAAAGCCACUACGAUGGAAAGUAAGAAACCAUCUCCUCGAGCAUUCAUACAGAGUCCCUUGGUCAGACGAUCAUUAAAGACAUAUACCAUAAAGACCCCUCCAGUGCAUAAAAUGCAAAGUGAAAGCACAGGUCUGACUUCAGGACAGAGGAAAAAGCAAAAAGUGCUCCUGCAGCUGGAUGCUCAUUCGGAUAGCUCUGAACACAGCGACCUCCUGAGCCUUGUUUCAGAUGAAGAAGUAUUUAAAAAAUUAUACAAAGAUUAUCCUCAAGCUUCACAACUUUAUGCAGUGACACCAACACAGAAACCAACUACAUCAAGCCUGAAAGCUCCAAGCUCUGUACUAAAGCUUGCAACGAUGAGAAAAGUGAGAGAGACUGGCUGGACUGCAGUUUCCAAGCAGGACAGGAAGAGAAAAAUUAAAGAUGCUGAAAAACUCUUUACUUAAAAAGAAAAAGAGCGGUGCCCUAACAUUAUUUCACUGUUCUUUGAGCAUUACGACUUUGCUGCGUGUUUUCUGCCGUAUUUGGUCUGUUUAAUACAUGAAUUUCCUUGAUACAGAUAGUCCUUGUAUAACUGCAGUCUGCAGAGCAUUGUCAGUGUUUUACUCACGUUAUAAAAAGUCUGGAGACAUUUUAAUAUUGAAAUGAGAAUAACUUUAAAGAAAGGCGUUUCCUAAAAAAAAAAAAGAAAAAAGAAAAAGAGAAAAAAAAUCUGUUACUAGAAAUGCUGAUUUUAAAGAAGUCUGGUUUUGUUCUUUUAAAUUUACUGUCUGUCUUAAUACACAACAAAACUACACUGUUUAGUGAAUGAAAUGCUGAUGCUGCUGAUGUGCAGCAUUUUUGCGCACAUUUGUCUUGCAUUUUCUUCUUCUCAAGCGUUUGUUACCAGUAGCCACCUUCCUCAUAUGUUAGAAUAGUUCUGAAACUUCCAGUAUUCUAUUUUCAAUAGAAUGAUGCAGGUUUAAGAAGAUCUCUGCAUCAUUAGGAUGGAAAUACAUACGCAUCGUUUAAGAUUGUAACCGCAGUGUUGAGAUGUCAUUAAAUUGUUGAUCUUGAAACGUA